Otolemur garnettii (small-eared galago) is the source of this 2284-nucleotide messenger RNA. It is a transcript of the gene CALCRL, whose product is annotated as calcitonin receptor like receptor. Gene Ontology annotation, molecular function: calcitonin gene-related peptide receptor activity; adrenomedullin receptor activity; calcitonin receptor activity. The coding region runs from base 64 to 1455 and encodes 463 amino acids. NCBI's taxonomy places the organism in Eukaryota, Metazoa, Chordata, Mammalia, Primates, Galagidae. The transcript is spliced from 13 exons. Gene Ontology annotation, cellular component: plasma membrane. The record is from RefSeq and is a predicted model, not a curated record. Gene Ontology annotation, biological process: adenylate cyclase-activating G protein-coupled receptor signaling pathway; angiogenesis; cell surface receptor signaling pathway.
AUUAAAAAGAAAAACUGAUUCUAGUUUGAUUUAUAUUACGUAGCAUAUUUCACUUUGGCUUUAAUGAUGGAGAAAAACUAUGUCCUGUAUUUUCUGUUCCUCUUGCCUGUGUUAAUGAUUCUUGUCACAGCAGAAUCCGAAGAAGAAAGCCCUGAUGGCUCUAUUCAUUUGGGGGUUACUAGAAAUAAAAUCAUGACAGCUCAAUAUGAAUGUUACCAAAAAAUUAUGCAAGACCCCAUUCAACAACCAGAAGGAGUUUACUGCAACAGAACCUGGGAUGGAUGGCUGUGCUGGAAUGAUGUGGCCGCAGGCACUGAAUCAAUGCAGCUCUGCCCUGAUUACUUUCAGGACUUUGAUCCCUCAGAAAAAGUUACAAAGAUCUGUGACCAAGAUGGAAACUGGUUUAGACAUCCAGCAAGCAACAGAACAUGGACAAAUUAUACUCAAUGUAAUGUGAACACACAUGAAAAAGUGAAGACUGCACUGAAUUUGUUCUACCUGACUAUAAUUGGACAUGGAUUAUCUAUAGCAUCACUGCUGAUCUCACUUGGCAUUUUCUUUUAUUUCAAGAGCCUCAGCUGCCAAAGGAUCACCUUACACAAAAAUCUGUUCUUCUCUUUUGUUUGUAACUCUGUUGUAACAAUCAUUCAUCUCACUGCAGUGGCCAACAACCAGGCCUUAGUAGCCACAAAUCCCGUUAGCUGCAAAGUGUCCCAGUUCAUUCACCUUUACCUGAUGGGCUGUAAUUACUUUUGGAUGCUCUGUGAAGGCAUUUACCUACACACGCUCAUCGUGGUGGCAGUGUUCGCAGAGAAGCAACACUUGAUGUGGUAUUAUUUUCUUGGCUGGGGAUUUCCCCUGAUUCCUGCUUGCAUUCACGCUGUUGCCAGAAGCUUAUAUUACAAUGACAAUUGCUGGAUCAGUUCUGAUACCCAUCUCCUCUACAUAAUCCACGGCCCAAUUUGUGCUGCUUUACUGGUGAAUCUUUUUUUCCUACUGAAUAUUGUGCGUGUUCUCAUCACCAAGUUAAAAGUUACACACCAAGCAGAAUCCAAUCUCUACAUGAAAGCUGUGAGAGCCACUCUUAUCCUGGUGCCAUUGCUUGGCAUUGAAUUUGUGCUGUUUCCAUGGCGCCCCGAAGGAAGGAUUGCAGAGGAAGUCUAUGACUACGUCAUGCACAUCCUUAUGCACUAUCAGGGUCUUUUGGUCUCUACAAUUUUCUGCUUCUUUAAUGGAGAGGUUCAAGCCAUUCUGAGAAGAAACUGGAAUCAAUACAAAAUCCAAUUUGGAAACGGUUUUUCCCACUCGGAUGCUCUCCGGAGCGCAUCUUACACAGUGUCAACCAUCAGUGACGUUCCAGGUUACAGUCAUGACUUUCCUAGUGAACACUUAAAUGGAAAAAGCAUCCACGAUGUUGAAAAUGUUAUCUUAAAACCAGAAAAGUUAUAUGAUUGAAAACAGGGAGAUGAUUGCCUGUUUUGUGCCACUUCUAACUCAAAGACUUGGAUUCAUGACUUUAUAGCCAGAAGACUUCAGUAUUAAAUGAAUUUUUUGAAUGUCAUAAAGAAAAGCACCCCAGGAAUUCAGUAAUGUCUUAUUGCAUAACAGCCAGCUCUCUGUAAGAAAAAAACAUCCUGGUUUGUAAUGUUUUCCAGGAAAUACUCUCACCAUGACUGAUGUCAAACUACCAACCUGACAUGUGGAGCGUGGAACUGGAGAAAAGACAAGCCUAAUCCGCUCUUGUGGGUUGGUGUGAGCCAGCUUCCACACACCAUGCAUGAAUUCACACGUGAAUGACUGUAAACUUCAGACACAUGCUGGGCAGGGGCAGGAUUCUCUUCUUGUUUCCAUUAAAGACCUAGCUAAAGCUUGCAGAUUUAAGGAAAAGGUAAUUUUUGAUUAUUUUCUUUAAAAAUCUCAUAUUUCAAUUAGAGCAGUUGAAUUUUUUUGCCCAGAAAGUACCCUAGUAUUUUUUCUAAUUACCUUCUCGAAUGGCCCAAGGAGUGAAUUAUCCCUGUUGGCUUACUAUCUUUUAUCUAAGAAAAGCAAUUGAUGAGAAUUGCCGUGAGCUACUUACUCAUUUACUAUACACAUAUAUCACCGUUAUACCCCAUGUCAUAUCUCUUUUUGAGAACUGGUGAACAGGAUAUGUGUUCUUCAAUCCAAAUCUGUGUCAUUAGGGAGACAUCUUGGUUGAUGUGAUAAAGUGCCUCAUCACGCACUUCCUGUCUUACUAUACAAGUGGGAGGAAAUCAGUUUUCCCCGUAUCUGUAAAUAGAUGCUU